AUGGCCCUUUCCCCUUUCCGGAAACGAGUCCGAGAGGGAGUUUGCAGAAACGGCUCGCCAUCAAAAGUGCAGUCCCAUUUCCGGUUUCGGCUGAGCAAGCAGCUCUUCGGUCUGCCUGCUACUGGUAGCACUUCGACGAUGGUGUCGGAAGGCAACCAAGACGGUGGACUUGUGAGACAUCUCGGAUGCGCCUCUGGUUCGUCUCUGGUUCGCUUGCGACCGCUCCGGACACAAAGCUCAGGCUUCUUGGCAGAACUGCGAUCAACAGAGGCCGGACUUCGCCUCGUGCCAGAAAGAGAAUACAGCGGCUGCGGCCGAUCUGCCAUCGCUCAAACGUUGGGGAUGGGCAAGCCGCAAAAUAGCGUUGGCGUCACGGGCAUUCCCAGCCGUCUCCGACAUAGGAAUUCCGAUCUCUCGUGCCUCGAAGCAAGUUCCGCAUUGGCUUCAGGACUCGCCGAUCUGCACCAACUUCUGCACACAGACAGCCUUGAACGGCAUGCCACAGUCAGCUCCCGCGCUGAUUAUCACAUCACGCCUUGUCUAGCCCACACAGAUGCCGACAGUGGCCCCUCUGUGCCUUUUCGCAUUACUCCAUCCCGCCCCAGCCUCCCUUCACUCGCUGCUUUUGAGACGACCGAGGCUAGGUCUUCGAACGAUGAUUGCUGA
Messenger RNA from Thyridium curvatum, 666 nucleotides. RefSeq lists its product as uncharacterized. Bases 1 to 666 code for a protein of 221 amino acids. The transcript has a single exon. The record is from RefSeq and is a predicted model, not a curated record. NCBI's taxonomy places the organism in Eukaryota, Fungi, Ascomycota, Sordariomycetes, Thyridiales, Thyridiaceae.